AUGCGAUCUCAACGGACCGCUCUCCGGCCCUUUCUUUCCCUUCUCCUCUCCCGACAAAUCAAUUUUUCUCCCACUCUGAGGCAUUCUACCGGAUUAUUUCGAAAAUGCUGUUGCUGCUACACCACAAAAACUGAGUCCUCCAAUCCUGAGCCUUCCUCCGAACCCUCACACCUCAACCCUUCCCCGGACGACUACUCCCGCUUUAUCUUCCAGGAUAAAUGCCGUUCAAUAAUAUACGCCGGCUCAGGUGGCAAUGGCUGCGUGUCUUUUCUUCGCGAGAAGUAUAUUGAAGAAGGGCCUCCGAAUGGCGGUGACGGCGGCAGCGGCGGAGGUGUCUACAUCCAGGCAGUCGAGGGCCUCACUAGCUUGCAUAAGCUCGCUCGGAGAGGAAUCAUCAAAGCCAGUCGAGGCAAAAACGGACAGGGAAAGAGCAAGGGUGGCAAACGCGGCGAUGAUAUCCUCAUUCAAGUACCUGUGGGGACUGUGGUGCGUGAGGUGGAACGGUUCGACCCUGUUACGGAGGAACUGCGACGUCGUAAAGUAAAGACCACCGAGGUGGAUGAGCUGGACCAGAUUGGCCUGCCGUCAAUGCGCCAUGAUCGCUGGGUUCUCUAUCCUGGGGCCAACCCCUCCGAUUUCCUCACGACGGUCUUCCCCAGGAAUCCCCCGCGGAGGCAGAAUAUCGCGGCGCUGGAGCCAAAAGCCCCAAUCCACCUGGACCUCUCGCACCAUAUGGAUAAACCAAUUCUACUAGCUGCAGGGGGCGUUGGGGGCCUUGGGAAUCCUCACUUCGUCUCUCGUUCGAUCCCGCGGCCUAACUUCGCAGCGCGCGGGGAGGGUGGCAUGCGACUGGAACUAGAGUUGGAAUUGAAACUGCUGGCAGAUGUCGGCUUGGUGGGCAAGCCCAAUGCCGGAAAAAGCACGUUACUUCGCUCCUUGACGAACAGUCGAACGCGAGUUGGAAACUGGGAAUUCACCACACUUUCUCCGAAUAUCGGCACUGUUGUCAUUGACGACUACAAAGGCCGGCCUUUGGUAGAGUCCAAAGGACGAGUCCCACGGACAAACUUCACCAUCGCAGACAUUCCAGGCUUGAUUGAGGGUGCUCACCUGGAUCGUGGCCUGGGUCUAGGGUUUCUGCGACACAUAGAGCGAGCGGGGAUCCUUGCAUUUGUGGUCGACCUUAGUGCGGGUGACCCUAUUGAAGAGCUCCAAAAACUGUGGCUCGAGCUUGGAAAGUACGAGCAGUUACGUGAAAUGGAAUCCUCUACCAACAACGAUAGUGACCGUCUAAUUUGGAAUCCCUCUUCUCAUGGCUUGCCAGAGCUCCAGGUUGAUGAUGAUCCCGAAUCUCCCGACAGCCACUCUCCCUUUUCCAAAGAGGAACUCCCUUCUCUUGCCUUGCCGCCGAUUCAUACAAAGCCUUGGUUUGUCGUGGCUACAAAGGCGGAUCUUCCGGAAACCCGAGAGCAUUAUAAGAAGCUACAGACGUAUCUCAGCGCGGUUGAGCAGGGCCAAGUUGAGCACCCAGGAGGCUAUGAAAAUGGGUGGAAGGAGAAGGUUUACGCCAUUCCUGUGAGCGCCAUCAGAGGCGAGGGAGUUGACCGUAUUCCAAAAGUAGUGAUGGAAUUUUUGAGUUGA
This is a messenger RNA of Aspergillus ochraceoroseus IBT 24754, 1641 nucleotides long. RefSeq names its product GTP-binding protein Obg. The record is from RefSeq and is a predicted model, not a curated record. Gene Ontology annotation, cellular component: mitochondrion. Lineage: Eukaryota; Fungi; Ascomycota; Eurotiomycetes; Eurotiales; Aspergillaceae. The coding region runs from base 1 to 1641 and encodes 546 amino acids. The transcript has a single exon. Gene Ontology annotation, molecular function: magnesium ion binding; GTPase activity; GTP binding.